This is a messenger RNA of Drosophila subobscura, 1369 nucleotides long. RefSeq names its product acid-sensing ion channel 5 (gene ppk29). Bases 1 to 1347 code for a protein of 448 amino acids. The record is from RefSeq and is a predicted model, not a curated record. The transcript has 9 exons. Gene Ontology annotation, molecular function: ligand-gated sodium channel activity. Gene Ontology annotation, cellular component: membrane. Lineage: Eukaryota; Metazoa; Arthropoda; Insecta; Diptera; Drosophilidae. Gene Ontology annotation, biological process: sodium ion transmembrane transport.
AUGGCAGGAAAAUAUUGCGAGGCGGCUAUAGGAUUUCUACUAAGAAGUUUUUCCAACAGAAGAUUCUUUUGGAUAUGUGUCAUCAUUCUCUCUGUUUGGAACAUGGCAACGAUUUUUAUGCUUAUGAAGAAUCGAUCUGAUACAGAUUCGACCACCAUUGGGGUAACAACGUCCUAUAUUAGUUGGAUUAACACCUUUCCGGCCGUUAGCAUUUGCUUGUCGAAGAACAGAAUUACCAAAGAGUUUUCGGAGGCAGUGAAACGUCGCUCUGCUGACGGACAUUCUCCUUCCUAUACAUACAUCAGAACAUUGUACGAUUACCUUUUUAUAAAUCCAAAUAAUUUGUAUUUGAAAGAAGAAUAUUGCAAGGAGUUCAAUUCGACCUGUGGAGUGGAUAUUUUAGGCAUGAGAAAAGAGUUGUUUGCCAGCUCGUGUACAGAAUUUAUAGAAAAAAUUUACUUCUCUGAAAAACUUCUGCCCAACUGCGAGGAAAUAUUCAAGUUUCACGAGCUAGAAAUGGGAUAUUGCUUUCUAGCCAACAACUUGAUUGAUUAUCAAAGUAUCGAAAAAAUGCCACUGGUGUAUUCUUCAUUGGACGAAUUCCGGAAUCUGAGAUUAGUUCUGCGAAGUGGCCUCAUAUACCGAUACGAUCUAUACAUUCACAGCCCGGAAAACCAGCCGUACUUUAAUGCUUUAGCCUAUACGAUUACAUCGGAUCCAUCAGUGCACAGCUUCAAUGUGGAAGGUAUAGAGAAUAACCAUGAUGUAAUUGAGGAGCCAGUCUCUCAACGAAUGUGCAAGUUCGACACGGAGACCAGUGACAAUAAUGUGCUAUACAGCUUUUCCACAUGCAUGUCCAAAAUACGAAGUGAAAUUGAAAUGAAUCUCUGCAAUUGCACUUUAUUUAGCCAGAGUAAAAACAGUUCCAUAAAUUAUUGCGGUGUCGAAGGAAUUUCGUGCCUGGACAAAGGUAGUGGGAAAUAUUCUUCUAGUUCUAGUGAUUGCAGUGUAAAAUUGUACAAAAUUCUUUCAGGAAAUCUACCAGCAAGAGUAAUUAGACAUGUGGGCUCUAAUAUGGCAUGUCUGCCAUCCUGCAUGGAGCAGCAGAUAAGCUACGUUGGGUCUCGCGAGAAAAAUCAUAACGAUUACGGAGACUCAAACAUGGUCGAAAUCGAAAUAACAUCACCACCAACAGCCAAAUAUUUCCGAACAGUCACUCAAACCAAACUGGAUUUAGUUGUUGCUGUUGGUGGUGUUAUUGGCCUUUUCACUGGUGCAUCCUUGCUGAACAUCUUGGAAGUUAUUUCAAUUAUUUUUUCUAAGAUUAAGCGCACUUUUACACGAUAAACUAUCCGUAACGUGCUGCAAA